Melanaphis sacchari is the source of this 333-nucleotide messenger RNA. RefSeq lists its product as uncharacterized. The record is from RefSeq and is a predicted model, not a curated record. Gene Ontology annotation, molecular function: protein dimerization activity. The transcript is spliced from 2 exons. The coding region runs from base 1 to 333 and encodes 110 amino acids. Lineage: Eukaryota; Metazoa; Arthropoda; Insecta; Hemiptera; Aphididae.
AUGAAAAGUAUAAAAGAUAAAGCAAAUUAUAUUUUAGAAAAUGAUAUGGCUUCUCUUUUCAAAGAUAUAUUAACUGCUUGUAUCAUUUUUAUAUCAUUACAAGUCACUGUUGCAUCAGCAGAACUUUCGUUUUCCAAGCUAAAAAUAAUAAAAAACUAUCUAAGAAAUUCAAUGGGACAAGAAAGGCUAUCAAAUAUCAGUAUUUUAAAUAUAGAUCGAUCAAGAACUAAAGAACUUAAUGUAAAUAAAAUAAUUGAUGACUUUGCUAAUAAAAAAGCAAGAAAAAAAUUUUUUUCAUUCAAAUCACAAGGGAACAAAAAUAAGUUCAUUUAA